Aureobasidium subglaciale EXF-2481 is the source of this 1287-nucleotide messenger RNA. RefSeq lists its product as uncharacterized. The coding region runs from base 1 to 1287 and encodes 428 amino acids. The record is from RefSeq and is a predicted model, not a curated record. Gene Ontology annotation, cellular component: GPI-anchor transamidase complex; membrane. Gene Ontology annotation, biological process: attachment of GPI anchor to protein; protein localization to cell surface. Lineage: Eukaryota; Fungi; Ascomycota; Dothideomycetes; Dothideales; Saccotheciaceae. The transcript is spliced from 3 exons.
AUGUCGACUUCGACAUACGACCAUGUGCUUUUUGCCUCAGCUGCUGCUGUCCGGCUGUUGCUAGCUUGGGCAUUUCCCGGCCUGCCUGACCUACUCAGCGGGCGUGUCGAAUUGUCAACACCGGUCACAGGCUUCAAGAGAUUACGAGAAGGUCUCUUUCUAUACAACCACGGUCUAUCGCCCUACGAUGGCGGUGUCUUCCACCAAGCUCCAUUGCUCCUGCCGCUCUUCUCGCUCCUCCCUGACCCGACUCGCUACCCCCUGGUCACCGUCCUGCUGUACACACUUGUCGAUCUCGCCAGCGCAUAUGCUUUGAUGCAAAUCUUUGCUUCAGGCCAAUCGUAUGCUACUCGCUUCUUCACAUCAUCGCGCGAGUCGAAACGCUGGUCGUCUUCUGCCGUCGCUGCCACGUACCUCUUCAACCCCUUCAUCAUCUUGACCUGCCUGGCACGCUCUACAAAUGUCUUUGGAAACCUCUUCAUCCUACUCUCCGUUCUCAAGGCUUGCCGUGGUGCCCCAAUUGGCUCCGCUUUCGCUCUUUCCAUGGCUUCGUACAUGUCGCUGCAUCCUCUGUUGCUGCUCCCACCCCUUACAAUUCUGUGCUACGACUCGUAUAUGCUUCGUCGUAAAAGUCCCUCAGAAUCUGGACACACCACUGGGCUGCCAGCUUUUGCCGUACGUUAUACCGUCGUACUCGCAGCCACCAUCGCCAUCUUGUUUGCACUGUCGUAUGCAUUGACUGGCGACUGGUCUUUCGUCUCGUCCGUCUACGCUUCUCGUCUCUUGCUGCCAGACUUGACCCCCAACGUUGGUCUGUGGUGGUACUUCUUUAUCGAGAUUUUCGACUCAUUCCGCAACUUCUUCCUCGGUGUAUUCUGGCUACAUAUGGUUUCCUACUCGCCUGCUCUGACUAUUCGUCUUCGCGAGCAACCACUGGCAGCUAUCGUGCUGUUGUGCGGUAUCUUUGCCAUCUUCCAGCCGUACGCCAACGUUGGUGAUGCUGGAUUCUGGCUUUCUUUGCUUUCCAUGUAUGGACAUGUUCAUGAACUUUCACGAUAUGCCUUCCCUGCUAUCAGUGCACUUAUAUACACCACCUUACUCGGACCUGCCUUCUACUACCUAUGGGUAUACGCCGGUAGCGGGAACGCCAACUUUUUUUACGCCAUCACGCUAGUCUGGAGUUUGGCUUUGUCAGUCAUUCUAGCUGACAUGCUCUAUGCUAUCAUCAGAGAUGAAUGGGAGAAAGAGCGUCCAGAAAUGAAAGGCAAAGAAGCCAGACAAAUAUGA